Molecule: messenger RNA, 273 nt
Organism: Cutaneotrichosporon cavernicola
Lineage: Eukaryota; Fungi; Basidiomycota; Tremellomycetes; Trichosporonales; Trichosporonaceae
Exons: 3
Coding region: 1-273 (90 amino acids)
Source: RefSeq, a predicted model, not a curated record
AUGUCCUGGUUCCCUUCGUCGCCGCCACCGCCAAAGUCAACGGACGACGCGACGUUGUCGUCGUCUGGAUUCUCGGAGAGUAUUCCGGAAUAUGACGUUCCGGAGACUACCAAGGGGGCUGUUGAUACGCUCCACGACGCCGCGGCGCCCGAAACCCCCCCGGCCCCCAAGAUUCGUACCCUCGAGGACUUGCGGCGCCUGAACCGCCGCGCCACCCAGAACGGGAUGUACGCUGGCGUGUUUGGUGGCGGCGUACUUGGACCGCGGGGAUAA